Molecule: messenger RNA, 2026 nt
Organism: Silurus meridionalis
Lineage: Eukaryota; Metazoa; Chordata; Actinopteri; Siluriformes; Siluridae
Gene: hmga2
Product: high mobility group AT-hook 2
Exons: 6
Coding region: 105-566 (153 amino acids)
Biological process (GO): regulation of DNA-templated transcription
Cellular component (GO): chromatin; nucleus
Molecular function (GO): DNA binding; transcription coregulator activity
Source: RefSeq, a predicted model, not a curated record
UCUCGUAAUUGUGCAAGCAGGACGUCCGGUGCGCGACACGGAGCGCGCGCUCUGCAGGAGCACAGAUCUACAGGAACUUCCCCGUUUGGCUCUGAGUCAUUGCGAUGAGCGCGCGCGGUGAGGAAGCCGCCGAAGCCUCGGGAUCCCGCGAGCAGCCUGCUCCGGCCGCCGAGCCUCCGAAGAGAGGACCGGGAAGACCCAGGAAGCCACAGCAAGAACCCACAGGUGAGCCUGUCCCCAAACGUCCCAGAGGACGUCCUAAGGGAAGCAAAAACAAGGGCCCUUCCAAAGCAGCACAGAAGAAAGCUGAAACCACAGGGGAGAAGAGACCCAGAGGACGACCAAGGAAAUGGAGGCAUUUACCUCUGUGUAAUCAUCUGACAAGAUUGUACAAGGUUGUGUUAAUCUACAGUCUGGCCACAACAAGUGGUCCAAGAAAAGCCUGCUCAGGAAGAGGAGGAGGAGGAGGAGGCAGAGGGCUCGCCCGAGGAGGACUAAACAACCACAUCAUUUUACCUCUACCUCAUCCAGCUGUCAGCUCUCUUCAAGGGAAAAGACUGCCUUGACCACUGCCUUGUUGUUGGUUUUUUUUUUUUUAGGUUAAUUUUUGUUUGUUCUUGUUUGUUUCUUUUGUUUUGGUUUUGUUUUUGUGAUCAGCACACAAAACCUCAUAGCAUGAACUCGGGGCAAAAAACACAAAAACACAACAACAAAAACAACAAAACACAACCAUUGUGCAGAAUUAUGAUUCUGCUCAACUCCGCAUUCCAAACUGCUGUAACACAGAGGUGCAGGGUUUAGCCAUGUUGGAUGUGCUGCUGUUGCUGUUGCUCUUGCCACACACACACACACACACACACACACACACACACACACACACACACACACACACACACACACGCACACUCAGAUAUUUCAGGCAUUCUGCAAACGAGAAAGAAAACCUGGUUUAGUCAUUUGAAAAGUUUGUGGUAGAGCCUCCAACAGAUACAGCGACUCCAUCUCAAGCGCACAUACAUGGAGAAAGCCCUUUAUUUCUGUGUCACACCACCAAAGACAGGGGAGAAACUGAACAAUUCUGGUUUUAUCGAUUACAUUUUAGAACAAUCUAAGAUGCAGCUUUUUAUCUUGACCUCUGAGAAAAUUCCAGGUUAAAUUAUAUUAUAGAUUAUAUUAUUAUGAGAGGUUAUAAUUGUAGGUUAUAUAGUUUUGUGAUACCUUGAAAUGAAAGAAAAAUGGUCUGGUGUCACUAAUAAUGAAGAACAUUGUGCUUAAUGUACUCAGAAUAAAAUACACUAAAGAAUAAAAUACAAGAAAAAUAAUUAUGUACAAAAACGCCCCAAUGCAAUUAUGUAGACUUUGUAUAAUGCGUACAAAUACUAGAACGUCCUUAUCACUAAUCCUUAUCAUCGAGCAGCUCCAUAAAGCAAAUUGUGAAUAUUUACACAUGCACAUGAGUACAGGAUGUUAAUAAAUAGUAUUUUAGAGCUUUUCAGGGUAAUAAAAAGUCACAAUUGAAGGCAAAUAAUAUGAAAUUUGGAUCAUAAAAAGUCUCAAUUGAAAAUUCUUCACUAAAAACACAAUUAAGCUUUACUAUAUUUGCCUUAAAAUAAGCCCAGAGUUUGUUCAAUUUAAUACUGCAGACCUCUUUUUGUGUUGGGGGACAAAAAAGACAGAGUUGGUUUGGUGUGUUUUCCCAGCCUGUCUUCGGUGGUGAGCUUAAAAAAAAACGAGACAAAAUGUACUCCUGCAAAAUGUAAACGAGACACAAAAAGUCUCUAACAGUACUACAGAACAAUCAUGACGCAAUCUACUGUACAUACACAAUCCUGGCAUCUUCUUAACCAUACUACAUGUAUAGAUUUGUUAUUGUGUUUCAAUCUGUUUGAUCUCUUUUGUAAAAAUAUAGCUUUAAAAAAGACAAUAUUCAAUACGUUCACAUAAAGGGAAGUAUGUCAUCACAUUCUGACUCAAAAACUGAACCUCAAAAAAAAAAAAAACGUAAUUCACAGGAAAGAAACCACAC